AUGAGAUCUCGCAGCCCUCAGCCGGUGGUUUAUGAGAAGCAAACAGCCCCAACGCCUGAAAUGUAUCGCAUUGAUACUAGUAGUAAUCCAUACAUAUACAAAUUUGGAUGCAUAUACGAAGGCGAGGUGGCCAAAUUUCGUCAAGACUUACAAGUACCGAUCCUUGGGUUCCAUGGGACCUUGUGCAAUUUACAUCUCGAUCCUGAGGCUGUAAAAGCUGAAGUCAAACGGAAUCGAGCGAAGCGCUACUUUAGCAAGAAGAAUCGGUCUCGCAUUGCCCAAACUGCAACCUCGAUUUUCGUUCCUAUGAAACCCUCAGACGACAGUAUUACACCAUGUUUUCUUCCACAAGAUGGGGUCGUAUCCUUUGUAGCUCCAGAGCCCGUUUCGCGACCAUCAGAUCACCUUCAGAGCAUCGCUGAUUUGAACCGUGCGGUGUAUGAUACUCCGAGUGACCUGAAGUCUUGGCUCAAGCUGAUUCAAAUGGAAGUGCUAAAAGAGGAAACUGGGAGAGAUAGUCAGGACCCCUCUAAACAACAUUGUUUUCUCAUCCUGGAACGACAGUUGGCCAUAGUGGAGCGAGCGGUGGAAAAAAACCCAGGCAAUCUGCGCUUGCGCUUGCUAUUGACGGCGAUGUAUGAGUACUCCACGGAGCUCAUUGCAAGUGGCGUCUGUCGCACAACUACUCCCUCAUCAACUGUGCCCGAGUCUCCUCACCACAGAGAUAGAGUUUUGCGUGAAUGGUAUGAUCUCGUCCGCAUUUGCCCUCAAUUUGUAAGUGUAUGGCGUGGUUACCUGGCGCAUCUGCGUGGUCGCUUUGCUAUCUUUGGUGCCAAUCUGGAGUCUGGUCCAAACAGUGCUUUCAAACGCAUUGAUGAGGUCUACAGACGGGCUCUCGAGACUCUCUCAGGUCUUAUUGCUGGACGCAUACUCUCCCAUCGGCCUACGGAGCAAACAGCAGAUCAGACUGUUGAUCUACUCGCGGAGUACUGUCAGUGGUUAACACAUACGGGUUUCACUGAGCGGGCUUUUACAAUAUGGCAGGCGGUUGUUGAGUUUAUAUGUUUCUGUCCUUCUCAUCUCCAAUUGCGAGAUCUUGCUUCUUCUGCUGAACGACGGAGCGAAUUUAAGCGCUUCUGGACUGCGGAUGAUCGCGGAGCAGCGUUUGGUGUUCCUGGUGCUAGGGGAUGGGCUAUAUGGUGUCUUCGGGAGAGGCAAGUGAAAGAAAAGCCUAUCACGAGUGUUGUUUCCCAUGAUCGUCUUUUUUUGAGGGAGAUUGAAGAAGACUGGAGCUCCUCCUCAUCGACUGCACAGACCUUGUGGAAUCGAUUAGUCAAGGAUUGGAAUGAUGUCAGUGAGGCGGCAGAAGAUGCCCUCUUAAAUUCUUCGAGUCUUUCCUGUGAUGAUACUAAUACAACCACAACCAACACUACUACUUUAAGAACCUAUCACGCGGGUGAUGGCAGUCUUAGCUGUCGACGCUCCCGUGGCCUUGCGUGGCUCGGUCUUGAGCGUGCACGCGAAUCUGUGGGUUGGUUGUCAGCGGACACAACUAUGUACGAUCCCUCUAUCAUCGAGGAUGCUGAUAGACAGCCCCGUUUUGAGGAUAUCGAACCUUUCCUGCUAGAGGUUCACUUGGAUCCUAGAGUGUCUGAUGAAAAUGUAAUUGAACGCCGAAAACAACGGCUCCUUCUUCUCUUCCUCGAGUUUUUGGGUAUUUGGGAUGCUGAUGUUGCUAGAGAGUACAGACUGCCCCCUGAACUACAGCAAAUCUACGAACUGUCGUCAAUGAGUUGCCUGAAACGACAAAGUAUUAGCCCGCGUCAGUUCGGUUUUCCGUGGCUUCGUUCCGGUCUUGAGGAAGGCAGUGGAGACUUGGAUGUCAACUUUAGAAUGCGGUCAGUUUUGGUGGCGUCAUCCUUGGAGCAGGCGUCGCGUCUCUUCCUCAGCGAUACGACUUGGCAAUCGACAAUUGGACGGUUGAGAUUUCGUCACAUGGCCGAUUCUAUCGAACGGGCAUUGGCAAAUCAUUGCAUUACUCCAAGGGAAGCGCUGGCACUGUGGAGGAAGAAGGCGAAAAGUCUUCUUUCUACUUCAACUCAAUCUCAGGGGGACUUGGGUCUCUGGCUAGCCUACGCCAAAGGUCUUGUUCAGACGGGUUGUGCACUGUCAGAGAAUAGUUCCCUCUUCGCAGAAGCUCGCAAAGUCUUUACUACAACUCUGCGCAUGUAUCCUAUUCCAACCAUUUUAUCUAUGGCCGUGGAAACCAACUUGGAAGAACAACUGAGUAUUAUUCUGCCACGUUUAAGGGUCCUUUAUGCUUUCGUGGAGUUCGAGUUGGGAGUUCAUUUCCCUUUUUACCUGGCCCAAACCCUUUCACGUAGUGAAUGUUUUUCGCGUGCUCUGCACCUAAUACGACAUGCGGCCAUAGGCGGGACCUUCACUUUACUGCCGGAAGGCCAAUUGACACCAGUACCGCAUAGCGCUCUUGUCGACACUGCUGACCAGCUAGUUCAGCGCCUUGAAUUGUUACGUCGCCUCCUUCCAAGCACAGACCAAACUUCAACUUCCUAUUCCGUCUAUUCGGUUGCUGAAUUGACCGCAAUUUUGAGCUCUCUGCUUCUGUAUUUACACUUGCUCACUUCCGGUGAAGAUAAAUUGAAGCCAAUUUGUGGACUGAUCUUUUCGGCCUUGCAAAGUGUUGAUAGUAAUUGGGGCAGUGAACCAAAGCGAUUGAAGGCAGAGGAAAGCGGAAGCAGUAACGAAGGUACGCGGGCCGUUAUGGCGGGUUGCGGAUCGCGCCGCUUCAUACGACUUGCACUCCCUGCCAUAUCUGCGGUCAGUUUGCUUAGUCAACGUAACCGGUCGCACCUCACAGAGACCUUCCUCAAUCUGAUGUCAGAUUUCUUCACUGAUGAAACACUACCUCUCCUCACUUCGCCACUCGAGUGGACUUACCUCCUGCCUUUCAAGGUAGCAGUAAACUGUGGUGCCUAUGUCACAAAGACCUGCUCUAUCGAGUACCAAAGAAGCCUCCAAGGUCUGCUGCCGCCGCUCAUCCUCUCUGCCUUAGAGUCUCGCCUCACUGAUUGCGUGCGCGGUGUUUGCCACAGCGUGGCUCGUCAUCUUACGGCAACUUGCCACCACGCUACCAUGCGGCCGCGCACGCGCUUUGAGGGGGGGACAGAGGAGAAUGAAAGAGUUAGCGACCCAACCCACCUGCUUGGCCUCCCCUCUGAACAGCAGACUGAGUUAUUGGCACGUCUUCUUCCCUCUUCUCUGGAUCUUCUCGCCGUAGGGCUGGAGCUAGAGCACUGGACUAGCAUUGUUGCCGGCACUGCUGGUAGUUGUGAGUAA
This is a messenger RNA of Hydatigera taeniaeformis, 3357 nucleotides long. The record is from the annotation of a GenBank genome assembly. Lineage: Eukaryota; Metazoa; Platyhelminthes; Cestoda; Cyclophyllidea; Taeniidae.